Messenger RNA from Zophobas morio, 1485 nucleotides. RefSeq names its product translocating chain-associated membrane protein 1-like 1 (gene TRAM). Gene Ontology annotation, cellular component: endoplasmic reticulum membrane. Lineage: Eukaryota; Metazoa; Arthropoda; Insecta; Coleoptera; Tenebrionidae. The record is from RefSeq and is a predicted model, not a curated record. Bases 267 to 1382 code for a protein of 371 amino acids. The transcript has 7 exons. Gene Ontology annotation, biological process: SRP-dependent cotranslational protein targeting to membrane, translocation; protein insertion into ER membrane.
CAGCUGCUCGGUGUGUAUCGUGUAUACGUAAAUUGUAUCGACGUCGACGAUUACGUUGUCUACGUGUCAGUGUUCCAGUUAGAAACUCCAAAACAGUUACAUACUUCACAGUCUGUUGUGUGGAAGAGAAGGUAUACCACGUUGUAGUGGUUGGUCGUGUUUGUCCAAUUUUAUAGUGAUUGAACGGCCGAAGUUUAGGGUAACAAACCACCGUAAAAAUUAUUUAAAGUUAAUCAAUAAGUAAUAGACUAUUAAUAUAUAAAAAAAUGGUAAAGCCGGUCAGAAAAAACUCAAACAAAAAUCCCCCGAUUUUGAGUCACGAAUUUAUUAUUCAAAAUCAUGCAGAUAUUGUCUCCUGCGUGGCUAUGGUAUUCGUGGUUGGCCUCAUGAUUCAGGCUACAUCACCACUGGCCUCAGUUUUCAUAGCUCUUCAGCACAAUGUGACAGAAGCUGGUGAAAUUCCAUUGUACAGUCCUGGCGUGAAAGAUUGGGCAGGUGUAUUUUUUUACAGUUUGAUUUGUAUUGUGAUCCACGCCAUCAUUCAGGAGUACGCUUUGGAUAAAAUAUCCAAAAAGUUGCAUUUGUCCAAAUCAAAACUUGCGGCGUUUUCUAAUAGUGGACAGCUGGCAGUGUUCUUUUUGGUAUCCACAUUUUGGGGCGCCGAUAUUGUUUUAAAAGAACAUUAUUUGCCUGAGAUUGCGCGGUUGUGGUCUGAUUAUCCAGCUCCUAUGCCAUUCCUUGUCAAACUAUACAUUAUCAUACAGCUCGCUUAUAGUCUUCAUGAAUUGCCUGAACUGUACUUCCAAAGAGUAAAACGGGAGGAGUAUUCAUCAAAGGCUAUUCAGAGUAUUGUCACUCUACUUUUAAUAGCUCUUCCUUACUUUUUAAACUUUAACCGUUUAUUGGUUUGUCUUUUAUUGUUACAUCAUGCAUCAGAACUAUUUUCUCACAUUUCCCAGCUGAUUCAAACUAUUGAUAAAGAUGAGAAGUUUUCAAAAGUUGCACGUUUAGUGUCCAAUGUUUUGCAAUUCUUCGCUCGUCUAGGAAGCAUAAUUUUGGCUAUUUUAACUCUAUGGCAUGGUUUAUCAAAAGGUGACCAACAGCCACUUGAUAUUCAAAAUGGUUACUUUAAUACACCUACAAUUCGUCUUUCAAUUUUAUCACUGAUUUUAGGUUUGCAAAUGUAUUUGAUAUUUGAGGUUAUUAAGCAAGAAGUUGCUCGUUCUCGUGAAAACAAAGUAUAUACAACUGUUCCCAAACCUAAGGUGCAAAAAAAAGAAAAGUCAAAAAAAAAUAAAAAAGUUAGUCAUGAAGAGUCUGACCUUCCUGAAGUUGACCAAAAUACUAACAAGACUUUGAGACAUAAACAGAAAGUAAAAUAAUUGUUUCCUUUUUUUUUGUAUAUCAUAUAUGUGUAAUUAAACCAGACUUUACUGCUGGUGACUGUUUGUUUUCUACAUAAAAAUAAAAACGAAAUUUAAGUUU